This is a messenger RNA of Vicia faba (fava bean), 834 nucleotides long. The record is from the annotation of a GenBank genome assembly. Lineage: Eukaryota; Viridiplantae; Streptophyta; Magnoliopsida; Fabales; Fabaceae.
AUGGAUCCUUCUUCUCAGCAAAUGGAAAACAUGUUGGUAUGUUCAAAAGAACAGCAAGAAAACAAACCAAAACCUCAGCCAGAACAAGCUCUGAAAUGUCCGAGAUGCGAUUCAACCAACACCAAAUUCUGUUACUACAACAAUUACAGUCUCACUCAGCCGAGAUAUUUCUGCAAAUCUUGCAGGAGAUAUUGGACUAAAGGUGGAACAUUGAGGAAUGUUCCUGUUGGUGGCGGGUGUAGAAAGAACAAGAGAUCAUCUUCCUCGAAGAGGGUUCAAGAUCAAGCAUUUGCGCCUAAUCAUAACCCGUUUUCAAACAUACCACAUUUUGAUCAAUCUAACGAGUUUGCAUUAGCAUUGGCUAGGCUUCAGAAACAAUCAUGUGGUGGACAAGUGGGUUAUGAUGAAAAUGAGCUUUCAAUGUUGGGAAACAAUGGAUCAAGCAUGAACCAUUCGAUGAACAUAAAUCAUGGGUUUAUGGAUGCAAUUAGAAGUGGGUUAUUCCUUGGAAAUGGAAUGCAUUAUAAUAGUAAUGUUCAAAAUAUGUAUGGUGGUGGGUAUGUAAAUGGUGACAGUGGAGAAGUGAAUAGUGGAAACAACAAUUGUGGGGUUAGUGAAGAGAUGAUCUUUAAUUAUGAUCAAGAAAUGAGCAAUUGCAAUGCUGCCAUUAACAUGAAGCAAGAACAAAGUGAAAGUAGGGUUUUUGGUGGUUUUCCUUGGCAGAUGAAUGGAGGAAUUGCAAACAUGGGUGAAGUUGAACAAGCAAGAGCUAGCUGGAAUAAUGGUUUCGCCACACCUUCUUGGCAAGGGCUUCUUCAUAGUCCUCUAAUGUAG